AUGACGACGAUUACCUGUCCUACUGCACCGUUUGCUGACAGCAGCUCCCAGGACACAACAGCAGCGGUGUUGGUGUGGGUUACUAGCUUAGUGGAUAGAGGUGAAAGAGUAGAGGUGAUAGAUCUUCAUUUUAGUAAGGCUUUUGAUGAAGCCCCACAUGACAUUCUCAUAAGCAAACUAGGGAAAUGUGGUCUAGAUAUUACCAUUGGCAACUUUGAAUCCCCACUGAUGUAUGAAGUCUCAGAGCACCAAGUCAGCGGCACAGACAGUUCAGAAAGCAGUUUGGGGAGCUCUGUCACAGCAUGUAAGAAGGUUCUCUGCAGCAACAGUCUACUAGAGUCAACUGACUACUGGCUACAGAAUCAGAGGACACCAUGCCGAAUUGGCUUUGUGGAAGACAAAUCAGAAAACAAAUGUGCUUCAGUUUGCUUUGUGAAUCUAGAUGCAAACAAAGAUGAUUGCAGUGAUGAGCACUUAAAACAGAGAUUGAUCAGUGUCUCUCCAAAUCUCCCAAAACUUAUCAGCUCUAUGAAUGUACAACCACCAAAAGAAAACGAAAUAGUCCUGCUAAGCGGAUUAACUUCAGGAAACCUUCAGGCUGAUUUUGAAGUUUCCCAGUGUCCUUGGCUGGCAGAUGUAUGUUUGGUUCAGUGUGCAAGGGGAAACAGAAAAAACAGCAUAGGCUGCAUCAUCUUUGAAAUAAACAAGUUUCUGAUUGGACUGGAGCUUGUGCAGGAGAGACAGCUGCAGAUAGAAACUAAUAUCUUAAAGCCUGAGGAUGAUACAAACUGUUCAGUGUCCUCAAUAGAAGAAGAUUUUCUCACAGCAUCUGAGCACCUUGAAGAUGAGAAUGAGGCUGAUGAAUAUAAAAAUGGUCAUGAAAAUUUACAUGUCACAGAACCUGCAUCAGAUAUCAGAAAGCAUAAAGGAAAGGGACUUGAGAACCUACACUAUAGGAAGACCACGUUGCCAUUUGCCCUUGAUGACAACUGCUUUAAUAAAGAAAACUUAGCUUCUGCUAAAAACUCUGCUGAUUCAGAAGAAGCGCUGAAUAUCGUGGCUGAAGACAGCAUCUUACAAACUGUGGAUAAGUCCAUCCAGCAACUACAGUGGAAGAAUGGUUUAGCUGGAAGAGUUAGGUCAUCCCCUAAUACUAAUAGCCUGGAAAGAUCCCUUACAGACAAGGCUGAAAAUUCCUAUCCAGUGUGCACUUCAGAAGGUGUAUCUUUGACCAGAAUGGCUAAGGAAGAACUAGCUUCUCAGUGUGACACAAUAUCAAAACAAAACAAUAAGCUAGACACAGAAGAGCGUACAAGUGAAAGGAAACCUCAUCCUCCUUUGCAAAAUGAACAAGCAACAACAGGUCAAUAUGCUACAAAUUUAGCAGAGUCUGUUCUGCAAGAUGCAUUUAUUAGAUUGUCCCAAUCUCAACCCACUUUUACCAAGGAGGCUGCUAUUAGCAUCUCUGUAGGAAACUCCUUAAAUUCAGCAACUUGUACAACAGAAGACAUAACGUCCCGAUCAUGGAAUGAACUUCCAAAAAUUGUCAUAGUUCAAAGCCCAGACAGCUGUGAAAAUACAUCAGAAUGGCCUGGGUCUGGUUUCCCAAAUCUGUGCCAUUGGUCUGAAUCAGAAAGUUCUGCUGAAAUUUCAGAUUACCUGCAGGAAGAGAAUUCCAAAGGACACACCCAGAGUGCACUGGAAGUAGCUUUGGCUUGUGCAGCCACAGUUAUUGGAACCAUUUCAAGCCCCCACGCUGCAGAAAGACUCAAAAGAGAACAAGAAGCCACGGACUCUAAAAGCAAAACAGUUGAUAAUGAAGAGGAACAGAUAAAAUCUUCACAAGUACUUGAUAACUGUGCAGAUACAGAAUAUUCAUUUCCAUCUGCUUUGUGUGGCAUGACUCAAGUAGCAAGUGCUGUAGCAGUCUGUGGUCUUGGUGAAACAAAGGAAGAUAAAUACCCUGCAACUUCAAGUGGACUCUUAUCUGCAGCUGAGACUUCUGCAGCUAUUACCCUUCAUUGUAGUAUAGCCAUAGGAAGCAGCAUGGAGAAGUUGAACAAAAGCAUUGCAGAGACAUUGCUCAAAGAGGCAUCCAUGAUUUUGACAAAGCCCAAUACAUACAGAAAUGUAGGGGACUUUAUGGAAUCCAUAAAUGGAAGAAUUAUUGAAACAGCAACAAGGCCCCGGAUUUCACCCUUGGAUGAAGUAAUUUGCGAUGAACUCGCACAAAAUGUAUCAAAUGUUAUUCUGCGGCAUUCUGUGGAAGAGGUUAGGAAGAAAAGACAGCUACACCCUGGUUCAGACAGUAACUCAGACUUCAGUACACACGACAUGUUUAUGGAGACUGCCAAUGAACUGCUUUUUAACGUGAUAUAUUUCACUUGCAAGAAGAUGAGAGAUAUUGCACAGGUUGGGGAGUGUUCACCUCUCUUCUCCGAGGACAAAGACAGAUGGAGGGUAACCGAAACAGAAAACCAAGGAACACAGACAACAGCUACUGAACCAUCACAGCAAGCCCCAGAUCACACUAAUGAACCAUUUAGUACUUUUUACAGUGCUAAUGCUGGCAAAAAUCUUGUAAAUUUGACAAAUACAAAGAAAGAUAAUAAGGAGGAAGGGGUGUCAAAUACCAUGGAAAGUGCCACACUGCGUUCAGACCUGCUGUGUAGUGUCAGUGGGCAUAACUCACUGGUUGCAAAAACAUCCCCCAAGAAAAGAUAUCUGAAAAGAGCCACAAGAGAUUGCUACAGAUCCCCAUAUCAAAGCAAGAAAGACCUCAGGUCUUUUUCAGACAGGGAAAACACACUUACAGUCAAUGAAUGCAGACAUGGUGUUCAAGAGCAGUUAUCUUCUGAUGCCAUUGUGAACACAGAAAACCAAAGCAAACACAAGUGUGAUGCUUUGCUAAAUAAUGAAGUCCAAGUUAGUGUGUCUUUGUUAGGUAAUCACAUCUUGUUUCCUUCUCAGCCUGUGCUACAGGUAAAACAUCCAAGGGAUACAUACUGUGUAACAGAUUUUGCAGAAGAAUUAGCAGAAACCGUGGUCUCUAUGGCAACAGAAAUAGCUGCCAUUUGUCUUGAAAACUCAAAUGGUAAGCAACCCUGGUUCUGUGCAUGGAAAAGAGGAAAUGAAUAUCUGGUGACCCAGAGUUUAUCAUGCAGAACUAUAAAAAGGAAGAAGGAAUCACAGCCCAAUGGCUCAGUUGUUAGGAAGCACAGGCCACCUAGGCUUAGUGAGAUCAAAAGGAAAACAGAUGAGCAUCCUGAACUAAAGGAAAGACUGAUGAACAGAGUAGUGGAUGAAUCCAUCAACCUUGAAGAUACUCCAGAGUCUGUCAGCAUCUUUGCAAAUGAAGUGGCUGCUAAAAUUAUGAACCUAACCGAGCUAUCCAUGGUUGAUAAUGUCUGGCAGGGUCCAAACCAUCCCAGAAACAGAUUGCACUGUGAAAGAUGGGGCCGGGCAAAGGGGUCCAGCUGUGAGAGCAUACCAGAAGAGGAUUCGGAUUCCAAAGGGUCUGUAAAUACUUUGGGCCCAAUGAACAUUUUAGGUCAGCCGGGAAGCCAGACUAGUUCUGUCUCUAAGCAGUCUAGUUGUGAAAGUAUUACAGAUGAAUUUUCAAGAUUUAUGGUGAACCAGAUGGAAAAUGAAGGAAGAGGGUUUGAUUUAUUACUGGACUACUAUGCAGGAAAAAACGCAAGCAGCAUUCUAACUUCUGCCUUGCAACAGGUUGCCAGGAAAAAUGGCCACCUCAACGUGAGACCAAGCUGCCCAUCCAAACAGUCUAGCACAGAAAGCAUCACAGAAGAGUUUUAUAGGUAUAUGCUAAGGGAAAUAGAAAAGGAAAAUAAAGAUGACGCUUCUUCCAUCAGGAGUUCAAGGGAGUGGAGUGGCAGCUUGUUACCACCUUCUCCACGAUCACCGUUUUGUUUUAGACAAUCCUCUAUGCCUGACAGCAGAUCAUCAGGUUCCAGGCUAACAGUGAAUGCACCAGUCAAAGCAAAAUCAUUAGAUGGCUUUGCUCACAACAGCCACCGGGAUUCCUUAAGCAUACAGCAGGUCAACACUGUGUCUUCUUUGGGUCUUUGCAAGUCGGACUCAUGCCUAUACCAAAGAUGUAGGACUGACCAGGUAACAGACAUGCUGAUUCAUGAGACAUGGGCAAGCUCAAUUGAAUCUCUAAUGCGUAAGAACAAGAUUAUAGGGGAUGAGGCAGAGGUUACAGAUGCUGAUCAAUUCCCCAGUGAUUCCCCACUGCAUGUAGAACAAUAUGCAAACAGACUGGCUGCAAAUAUUGUUGAAAGUGGGAAAACGUUAAUUGUCGUCCAUCAAGAUUCCUUUGACUAUACAAACCGGGAACGUGUAGCAGAAGGCAGAUCUCUCCCAAGUGUGACUCAAAGUCAGUCUAACCCCACAAGGGACAGAAUAAAUUUAGAUGGAAAAAAAGAACAACUCACAACCCAUGGAUCCCUCCAGGGAAGCCAUAUAGGCUCCUCUGCUUUCCUAAAGGAAGUGCCUUUGAUUCAGAUAGAAACUGAUCAAAGAGAAGAGCUGAAUAAAGACUUAGAGCCCUUAACUUCUAGUAUCAUCCCCGCUGGGGAAACAAAGGAGCAUCUAAACAAAGAAAAACCUCCAGCAGCAUAUUCUGGGAAGCACAUGGUUUCAAGCUCCGUGAUAAAUACCAGUGUUGAUACUAGAAGCAAGCCAGAUGCUGAACUCAUGGUGGAAACAAAACCAGCUGAAGACUUUCCAAACCCUCUCAACAGCAGCGAUGAAAGCACAGGCAGCUGGUCCCAGCUAGUUAAUGAUGAGGACAAUCCUGAUGAUACAAGUAGCUACUUGCAACUCAGUGAGAGAUCCAUGAGCAAUGGCAACAGCAGUACCACUAGCAGUCUUGGCAUUAUGGACCUGGAAAUUUAUCAGGAAAACAUGCCCUCUUCUCCUAUGAUUAAUGAAUUAGCAAAAGAAAAGGCUUUCCUUAAAGAACAGCCAGAAAACAUAGAGGUGACUCCUUUUUCAGAAAGCACUUCUGGACUAUCAGUGGAAACAGCCAAUUGUCAAAAAGACCUACUGGUGAUAAACUUUGACCUGGAGCCAGAGUGCCCAGAUGCAGAGCUACGAACCACUCUUCAGUGGAUAGCAGCUUCUGAACUUGGAAUACCAACCAUCUAUUUUCAGAGAUCUCAGGAAAACAGAAUUGAAAAGUUUCUAGAUGUCAUGCGGUUAGUUCACCAGAAGUCCUGGAAAGUGGGUGAUAUCUUUCAUGCGCUGGUACAAUACUGCAAGCUACAUGAGGAAAGCAGGGAGAGGACACCUAGCCUCUUUGACUGGCUUCUCGAAUUGGGAUAA
Messenger RNA from Emys orbicularis (European pond turtle), 5349 nucleotides. RefSeq names its product SPHK1 interactor, AKAP domain containing (gene SPHKAP). Gene Ontology annotation, biological process: intracellular protein localization. The transcript has 13 exons. The record is from RefSeq and is a predicted model, not a curated record. Lineage: Eukaryota; Metazoa; Chordata; Testudines; Emydidae. Gene Ontology annotation, cellular component: cytoplasm. Gene Ontology annotation, molecular function: protein kinase A binding. Bases 1 to 5349 code for a protein of 1782 amino acids.